AAACUCAUUUCUCUGAAAUCGACUCUCUCUAUUCUCAUAACAAACAACUCCACUACUCGGAAUCUAUUAAAAAAUCCAUAGAAUUCACAAAACAAAUCACACCCGUGGUCAACUCUUUUAUGGAGCAAGAAACUGGUCUUCCUUUAUAA
Messenger RNA from Dentiscutata erythropus, 149 nucleotides. The record is from the annotation of a GenBank genome assembly. Lineage: Eukaryota; Fungi; Glomeromycota; Glomeromycetes; Diversisporales; Gigasporaceae.